This is a messenger RNA of Xenopus tropicalis (tropical clawed frog), 3211 nucleotides long. It is a transcript of the gene grwd1, whose product is annotated as glutamate-rich WD repeat containing 1. The coding region runs from base 21 to 1421 and encodes 466 amino acids. The record is from RefSeq and is marked validated. Gene Ontology annotation, cellular component: nucleus. The transcript is spliced from 7 exons. NCBI's taxonomy places the organism in Eukaryota, Metazoa, Chordata, Amphibia, Anura, Pipidae.
UGACGUCGCCCGAUUCCAAGAUGUCAGGCACUGGGGAAACCACAUGGAGAAAUCCCGCAGAGGAUGAGGAGGAAGAUGAAGGUAUGGAAGAGUCGGGCAGCGAGGAUGAAGAUGACGAGGGUGAUAUUAUGGAAGAAGAGGAGGACGAUGAGAAGGACAAAGGGCCCAAGCGGGUCUAUUUGCCCGGGAUGGAGCCUCUUAAGGAGGGAGAAGAGCUGGUGAUGGACCAGGAGGCGUAUGUACUGUAUCACCAGGCACAGACAGGUGCACCAUGUUUAAGUUUUGAUGUCAUCCGUGAUACCCUGGGGGAAAAUCGCACAGAUUACCCGCUGACUAUGUACCUCUGCGCUGGUACUCAGGCCGACUCUGCUCAAGGCAACAGGAUGCUGGUAAUGAAAAUGUACAAUUUGCACCGUACAAGCAAGGAAAAGAAAGAUGAUUCCGAUUCUGAAAGCAGUGACAGUGGCGAAGAAGAGGACGAGGAAGAAAAGAAGCCUCAGUUAGAGCUCGCUAUGGUGCCUCAUUAUGGUGGCAUUAAUAGAAUUCGCGUAUCUACAAUGGGGGAAGUACCCGUGGCUGCUGUCUGGUCAGAGAAAGGGCAAGUGGAUAUUUAUGAUCUAAGGAAGCAACUGUCGGCUGUGUCAGACUCUCAGGUGCUCGCUGCUUUUCUGAAGGAGGAACAAGCCAAAAUCAAACCAGUGUUUUCUUUCUCCGGGCACAUGACCGAAGGGUUUGCAAUGGAUUGGUCUCCAAAAACAGCAGGGCGCUUGGUUACUGGUGACUGCAAUAAGAACAUCCAUCUGUGGGAUCCAAGAGAAGGGGGAACGUGGCAUGUUGACCAGAGACCAUUCACGGGCCAUACUAAAUCUGUUGAGGAUCUUCAGUGGUCUCCUACAGAAGCCACGGUGUUUGCCUCGUGCUCCGUUGAUGCUUCCAUUCGUAUUUGGGACGUCCGAGCAGCCCCUAAUAAAGCCUGCAUGCUGACUGCCAGCCAAGCCCAUGAGAGUGAUGUCAAUGUGAUCAGCUGGAACCACCAAGAACCUUUCAUUGUUAGCGGAGGAGAUGAUGGUGUCUUAAAGAUCUGGGACCUUCGCCAGUUCCAGAAAGGAGUGAGCGUUGCCAAGUUCAAACAGCACACAGCUCCAAUCACGUCAGUAGAGUGGCACCCAACCGACAGCGGCGUCUUUGCAGCGUCGGGAGCCGACGACCAGAUAACACAGUGGGAUCUUGCAGUUGAAAGAGAUCAGGAUCAGGAGGCAGAAACAGAAGACCCAGCAUUGGCAGGCAUCCCUCCCCAGCUGCUGUUUGUCCAUCAAGGAGAAAAAGACAUUAAAGAACUUCAUUGGCAUCCCCAGUGCCCGGGAGUAGUCGUCAGCACAGCCCUGUCCGGCUUUAAUGUUUUCCGUACGAUCAGUGUGUGAUGUUUUUACUGUCCCACUUGCUGCACAGAAACCUGCAGUUGAUUCAUGUUUUCUAACAAGUACUGAAAGGUUAACCAUGGUCAAGAAACCACCAUAACUUAAAAGACUGGAGACUGAUAGUGGCCUGAAUGGUAUUGCAGCAGUAAUAAAUAGCAUCACUGUGGCUUACAAAAAUCACUCAGAAAAUAUUGGCAAGCUGUUGUUUUUCCUCAUCAACAAUGUCUGUUCUAAUUAAGCUUGUGUGAAUACUUCCCCAUCACUCCGCUGCAAAUCCUUACUAGCCCCUACACAGUGCUGACUGGCCAACAUUUUAAACAGUCACUUUAAGUUUAGCUGAGCUUAUACCUAAAUGCAGCAUAUACUGACGAUGGAACUACUGCAGCUGCAAUAAGCAAAUUUCUAUUUGCGAAUUUGUUAAAAAAAAAAAAAAUGCCAGAAGUUAACUGUCCGGGUUAAGUAUUUUUGAAAAUCUUGGUAACAUACUUGAAUAUAUACCCUUUUUUUUCCCCACCAAGAACCAGGGCAUGGUAAAUAUUAAAGUCUUUUUAAAAAGGUAGUUUGCCUCUUAAUUGGGCACAUAUUACUCUAAAAUUGCAGGCUAAUAGAGCCACCACUAUGGCUGAGGGAAACAAUAGUUAAAAAAAAAAAGAAAACCUCAGUCCCUGCCAGUGCUAGGGUGCCAGCACUGGGAGGGAGCUCUUGGUACAGGCGGCCAUGUUAUUAAGCAUGCAUAUGAGGGAGACUCCCCACUCGCUCAUUGCUCACAUGCUUGUGACAUUGGAGCUGAGGAUUCUCGCCAAUGUCACACUCUCGUUAUGCGCGUGCAAGUGCCACAACAUGGCUGCCCAAAUACUGUAGGGGGCUAUUUUUUAAAAAACAAAACAAAUUUGUUUCCUCCAAUCGGAGUGUAGGCUUUACUAGCUCUCACCUGGUGCGGGAAGCAAUUUUAGGGUGCCCUUUAAGUUAACUUUUAGAAUGUUAUGUUAUUUACAACUGAAUUAUUCUUCACAGUUGUUUGUCUUCCUCUCCUCAUCUGGUUGUUACUGACCCCAGCAACCAACUGCAUUGCUCUAUGAGGCUUCAGUUUUACUAAUUGUUAUACUUUCCAUUUGGGCCCUCUACUAUCUAUUCACUAAACUGAACUCGUUCAACCAGAUUUUAAAGCUAAAUAAUUUACAAACCAUGAGACAAGAGUCCAACCCAACUGUAAAUUAUCUGCAUAAGCAUCUACAUCAGUGUCUCUUUAUCCUAAAUUAAAGCUGUGACCCAAUAGUUAGUUUAGAACCAGUUACAUGCCUUGUUUCGAUUAUUUUCCAGAAAGAAAUGAAUGUCACAUUAUAAAAGUGAUCAUGAAGACACAGGGACACGAUUUUGGGUCCUGACCCAUAGGUUCAGAAUCUCUGCAAUAAGGCUAAUACCACACCAGGCUAUUACUCCGCCUACAUAUGCUAAUGGAAUGUGUCCAAUAUACGGUCUAUGUAACCUACAGAUUGCAAAUUAUAAUUUAUAUGAAAGAAAGUAAGUAUUUUUAAGAAGUUUUAGGAAACAAGUAGGGCUAUGACAACCACAGGAAGUGGAAUAAGCGCAAUCCCCCCUUCCGUCAUCAGAAUUUACAUAAACAUGUUGCAAUAUUUUUUAUUACAAAUAGCCUAUAUUUGAUAACUGAUACUUGAUAGUCUCCCUAUAAAUAAAUACUUGCUCAGUGUAUAGAAAGCUUAUUACUGUGAAGUCCUGAUUUUAUGGCCACUUGUAAACAUUUUCAAAGAAUAAAAACAAACCAUUUUGUUGUA